This is a messenger RNA of Pieris rapae (cabbage white), 5349 nucleotides long. It is a transcript of the gene drosha, whose product is annotated as ribonuclease 3. The transcript is spliced from 19 exons. Bases 168 to 4220 code for a protein of 1350 amino acids. The record is from RefSeq and is a predicted model, not a curated record. Gene Ontology annotation, molecular function: double-stranded RNA binding; ribonuclease III activity. NCBI's taxonomy places the organism in Eukaryota, Metazoa, Arthropoda, Insecta, Lepidoptera, Pieridae. Gene Ontology annotation, cellular component: nucleus. Gene Ontology annotation, biological process: pre-miRNA processing; primary miRNA processing; rRNA processing.
AGUCAUCAGUGAUUCUAUGGAAUUUAAGUUUUUUAUUAUAACUAAAAGGUUUUCUUAAAAAAUGAUAGUUUAAGAAGGAUAUAUAUCUUUUGUGGCGAUAAAUUAGUUUGACACGGUUUACACACUAAUUAUCUACUUUCUCAGAACAAAAUUGAAUAGUAAUUCAAAUGUCUUUACCACCGGUUGACUAUACUUUUCCACCUCCGCAGUUAUUUGUACCUCCACCGCCAGUUACGUCUAUAUUAGGACAACCGCCACCUAUCACUGAGACGCCAUCACAACCGAUCUUUAAUUAUCCUCCCCCAACUUUAAGACCUCCUCCUCCGCCUUCCUAUCCUAUUGAUAUGCUACCUCCUCCUUAUGUCCCACCACCACCACCCAGCUUCCCACCCCCAGCAUAUGUACCUCCUUACCCACCUGGCUACCAUAGCAAUGAUUAUUACUAUCACCAAGCAACAACCACUGAAAAUCAAUAUUCUCAAGAUUGGAAAGCAGAAGAAAUGAGCACAGAAAAAUCACCUCUCAGAUCUUUAGAAUUUAAAAAUCCACUAAACAAAUAUGAGUAUAGUUCAAGAGAAAGUUCAAGGUCUUAUUAUAGUCCAAGAAGAGAGAGAAGCCAUGAACGUGAAAGACGAUACAGAAGUAGAUCUAUACGCAGCCGUUCCCGUAGUCCCAGUUAUCGAAGUUCCAGAGGUGGUGAGGAGAGAUAUUCUAGAUCACGAGAUGAUGGAAGAGACUAUGACAAUAGAAGAUACAGAAGUGAGCGUCGCAGCUGUGAACGAGAUCAUAGGUCAUAUAGCAGGAGUGAAAGAGAUAGAUAUGAGGACAGACAUAGACAUUCAUCAUAUAGAAGCCGGGAACGAUCUAGUUGCUCAUAUCGAUCAUCUAGUCAUCGGCCAUUGACUGACAGGGAGAAAAUUUUAGAAGACUAUAGAAAAAACUAUUGUAAAACAUCAGAUGACUUUAUAAAAAAAAUGGAGAAGUGGUCUAAAGAACACAAUUCAGAUGAAGAAGAGAACUCAAAAAUGUGGUAUAGAAGUUCACCAGCUGAGUUAUACUAUAAACCAAUAAAUGGUGGUGAAGGUGUGGAACAAACUCGUAAACUAGAGAAAAUUUGCCAAAAUUCCUACAAAUAUCUUAUACAUAGAGGUCAAAAAGCACGACCUGAGGUGGAUGAGUUGCCUCCACUGAAACCGCAAAAGGCUAAGAGGUGUAAACAUUCUGAUGAUGAUAGCUCAUCAUCAUCAUCUUCUGAAGAGGAGGAUUGUCUAGAUGAAGAGAAUCUACAAGGGUAUACUGAUAGAAUGAUGUUAGAGCUACAAAGGAAGCAAAGUCACCCAAGAAGAUUGCAUCCAGAAUUAUGGUUCAAUAAUACGGGCGAAAUGAAUGGUGGCCCAUUAUGUAGGUGUAGCGCGAGAGCACGGCGUUACGGUAUAAGACAUGGAGUGUACGCUGCCGAAAAGCAGUUUCCCAAAUGUGUGCCCACACAGAGUAAUAUUGAUAAGCUAUAUCACUAUCGAAUAACAGUGUCGCCUCCAACAAAUUUCCUCAUAAAAUCACCGACGAUCAUAAGUCACGAUGAGCACGAGUUCCUAUUUUCUGGCUUUUCUAUGUUUUCCCAUUAUAAACUGGCGAAGUUACCCACGUGUAAAGUAAUAAGGUUCAAUAUUGAAUACACUAUUUUAUAUAUCGAAGAGCCGGCCCCGAAGAAUUUCACUGUUCAGGAGUUGGAUCUGUUUGAGGAGUAUUUGUUCAAAGAAUUAUUGGAAUUAGUCGAUUUGGAUCUCGGUAAAGGAACUGACACGAAUUGUUCACAAUUUCACUUUAUGCCGAGAUUUGUGCGGUAUUUGCCGGAGGGUGGUUGUGAGGUUUUGUCAAUGUGUGAAGUACUGAGAUAUUUGAUAGAGGAAAGCAAUUUAUUAAUUCCACCAGAAUCGCUCGAAGACGUACAUAGAAUGGAUCAUUAUCAUUGGCAGAAGUUCGUUGAUAAGAUUAAAGGAAUGAUAGUGACUUACCCGGGUAGAAAACCCUGUUCGGUCCGCGUGGAUCAAAUAGACCGAAGUCCACCCUUUGACUGCAAGGACCCUGAGGACGUUAAGAAGUUUUACCCAGAAAUCGUUCAUUUCGGAAUAAGACCCCCACAAUUGAGUUACGCUGGGAAUCCUGAGUACCAAAAAGCAUGGCGUUACUACGUCAAAUACCGCCACUUAAUAGCGAAUAUGGCUAAGCCAUCUUUCAAUGAAAGGCAAAAGCUCGCAGCAAAAGAAGCGAAAUUGCAAGAAAUGAGGACUCAAAGUAAAAUGAAGCGUGACGUCACUGUAGCUAUAUCCUCUGAAGGAUUCCAUACCACGGGACUAAUGUGUGAUGUUGUACAGCACGCCAUGUUGAUACCGGUACUCGUCCGUCAUUUACGAUUCCACAAAUCGUUGGACAGCCUAGAAGAAAUAAUAGGGUACAAGUUCAAUCAACGCGCCUUGCUCCAAACGGCGUUAACUCAUCCAUCGUAUAGGGAGAACUUUGGGACUAAUCCAGAUCAUGCGAGGAACACCUUAACAAAUUGUGGUAUACGUCAACCGGAAUAUGGAGAUCGUAGGAUACAUUAUACUAGGAAGAAAGGAAUCGUGACACUUAUUAACAUAAUGUCGCGUUUUGGCAAAAGCAAUGAGACAGAAUCGGAGAUCAAACAUAACGAACGUCUGGAAUUCUUAGGAGAUGCAGUUGUAGAAUUCAUAUCUUCUAUUCAUUUAUUUAAAAUGUUCCCGGGAUUAUCUGAAGGAGGACUGGCUACUUAUAGAGCUGCCAUCGUACAAAAUCAACAUUUAGCGCUUUUGGCUAAGAACAUGGGCCUAGAGCAAUACAUGUUAUACGCCCACGGUUCCGACUUAUGUCGUGAAGUGGUAAUGCGUCACGCGAUGGCCAAUUGCUUUGAGGCGCUCAUGGGCGGGUUGUUUCUCGAUGCUGGCUUAGAGGUAACAGACCGCGUAUUCGCUCAAGCUCUGUGGCACAACGAGCCCAAUUUAUAUGAAAUAUGGAUGAAGGAGCGGGCCCACUCGUUGCAAGAACAGGAGCCAUUAGGAGAUCGACAAUACAUCAAGGACUUUGAAUUUCUACAGAAAUUAACUGUUUUUGAGGAAUCUAUAGGUGUGAAGUUCAAACACAUCCGUCUCCUAGCCCGAUCCUUCACAGACCGUUCUGUUGGUUUUACGAAUCUUACCCUGGGCUCCAAUCAGCGUUUGGAGUUCCUCGGAGACACUGUACUCCAAUUGGUCGUGUCUGAUAAGCUCUAUCGCCAUUUUCCCGAUCAUCACGAGGGGCACUUGUCUCUACUCCGGUCGUCUCUAGUCAACAACCGCACCCAAGCGAUGGUUUGUGAUGAUUUAAAUAUGUCGGAAUACGCGAUUUACAACAAUCCCAAAGCCAAACCAACGGCUAAGAAGCACAAAGCUGACUUGUUAGAGGCAUUUCUUGGGGCACUUUAUAUUGAUAAGAAUUUGGAGUAUUGCCAGGUGUUCUGCGAUGCGUGUCUGUUCCCUCGCCUUCAGGAGUUCAUAAUGAACCAAGGCUGGAACGACCCCAAGUCGAAACUCCAGCAGUGCUGUCUCACUCUGCGAUCUAUGAAGGGAGGGGAACCGGAUAUACCAUUCUACAAGGUGAUCGAAUGCCUCGGCCCAACAAACACACGCGUAUACACAGUGGGCGUGUACUUCCGCGGUCGAAGACUGGCGGCGGGACGUGGCCACUCCAUACAAGAGGCCGAAAUGAACGCGGCUAAAGAGGCAUUAAGCUGUGCUCACGAAUUAUUCCCACAAUUGGACCAUCAAAAGCGCGUAAUUGCUAAAAGCAUGCAGCUUAAAAAGAAGCGUCAAAAACCCGACUUAUUCAUUAAAGCUGAGGAAGACGUACCAAAAGCAUAUAGAUCUGACAACAAAUUGGAAGAUAGUUCAUCAGAAGAACCGGCUUCAGAUACGGAAGCACCGAAAUCCGAUGACGAUAAAUCUGAUGAUGAUAAAUCUGACGAGGAAAAAUCUGAUGAUGAAAAUGAGAACGCUGUUGAAGAUUCCUGUCUGGACAGUGAUGAAAAUACAGAUAAGUAUGAGAACGUUCAAGUGAGCAGUCUUUUAAGUGAUAUGGAGAAGCUCAAACAAGAUUUAAUAGAUAGAAAUGAAUAUGACAAGUUAAAGGAGAAAAUGUCUAAGAAGUCUGAUUCAGACUCAGAUUAAUCACUAGGCUAGAAAUUUCGACCAUUUAUUGUGUAUCAUUAAACUAUAGAUUUUCUUUUUAUUUCGCAACAAUAGUUGUAGUUUAGUAGUCUAUGUUAGUAUGUAGUUUUGUUCAUUAUUUUCAUAUUAUUCAUAAAAAGAUUAAUCAAUUUUCAUCAGUUUAACUCGCUUGUCUCUGUUCAUCACAUUGUAAAGAUAUUGUGAUAGAAAGAGACGCAAGACGAAUUCACGCUGGGGAUUCAAUAAAAAAAUGUAUUUGUCAUAUUUAGGACAGGUCAAAAUUUUCUUCAAACACAUCUUGGAGUUUCGUUACGUUUAUUGCUAGUCAUAGAAGAACCGAAUUGUGACGGUUUAAGUUUGCCCUUGUUCAUAAAAAUUAGACUCACUCGUCUCUUUCUGUCAAAUUAUGCUUAUUCUGUGAUAAAAAGAGACAGUAUUGUAAUGAAUUGUGGAAAUAUAUGAUUACGGCGUAAUCUUUUAUUUAUAAAUCAAUGAGUUUAAAUUUUGCUGAAGUCUGUUACUUUUGCUGUAGAUAAAAUCAAUUACCUAUUUUAAGGCCUAAUUUACUUGUAUACUUCACUAAAUACAAUAUUUUAGUCUAACGUUUUAACUAGUCACCUGUCUCUUUUCAUCAGAGCGUAAGCACAAUAUGGUGGAAAGAGACAAAAGAGCGAAGUUAGGUAAUGAUUUCAAAUAGGCUUAGUUUUUAUGACUUCGGGGAAUAGGGCGUAAGUUGCAUAAAACUGUGAUAGGUCUAAGUUUGGAUUUUAGGUUAUUUUUUAUCAAUUUGUGUAUGAUGGCAUCAUAGCAAGAUAAUAAAUACUUGGAUUUUGACUGACGGUCAACUCGAACUGAGUUUUAAUAUAUUCAGUUUGAGUUAACGUGACCUGAAGUUAAGUUCAGGUUUUCUGAAGUUGAACUGGUUUUCGACGGAUUUUCGGGAUUUUCGUGUUGGAGCGUACUAUGUGUUUUACAUACGACGCUCCAUAACGAAUUGCUUCAGUACGAAGACGACGAACAAUUAGUGUGUAAAUGAUGACUAAUCAAGUUUGUAUGCAUAUGAACUUUAAUUAUUUUAAUAGACUUGUAAACGGUGUUUGAAUUGAUUAAAUAUAUUUAACUUUCUGGA